This is a messenger RNA of Aricia agestis (brown argus), 5991 nucleotides long. RefSeq names its product rapamycin-insensitive companion of mTOR (gene rictor). Gene Ontology annotation, molecular function: protein serine/threonine kinase activator activity. The record is from RefSeq and is a predicted model, not a curated record. Gene Ontology annotation, cellular component: TORC2 complex. Bases 11 to 5335 code for a protein of 1774 amino acids. Gene Ontology annotation, biological process: positive regulation of phosphatidylinositol 3-kinase/protein kinase B signal transduction; TORC2 signaling. The transcript is spliced from 24 exons. NCBI's taxonomy places the organism in Eukaryota, Metazoa, Arthropoda, Insecta, Lepidoptera, Lycaenidae.
AAAUGGUAUAAUGGCUACUUUCGAAAAUAGAUUGAGUCGUAGGAAAGGUAAACAUGGUGAUGAAGUAUAUAGGUUAGACACUAAAAAUAAAACUCCCGAGGAGAAUAUAAUCGAAAUUAUUCAAGGUCUAUACUUGAAGAAACCGUUCCACCCUGAUACCUCACCCACUAACAAGAAUGUGCCUACCGAUUUUAAGCCAGGUUUUAGAAGUAUGCAAAAGUCAAACUCAGAUAGUCUUAGAAUGUCCUACCUAAACGCCCUAGUAAUGCUUUUACGAAAGGAAGAAAGAAGUAACCUGGGAUUCACCACUGAUGAGUUGAUGGUUUGCCUACGUGUGAGUCUAGUUGAUAAGUCUAUGGUCAUAAGAGCAGCUGCUUUAAGAGUUCUACGAUAUUUAUUAAAAACGGAGAGUGAUGUUGCUACAUUUAAUGUGAUGAAAUUACCCUAUUUAGUAGUAAGGUCAAUGGAUUUGAUGUUACGUAAUGAGGAGGAAAGAGCUCAAGCUUUAAGAGUAGUAAGGAGAAUUAUAGCUGUGGUCGGAGCAGUAGACCAGGGCCAAAGUAGACACAGGUCUGCUUAUGUAGAUCAAGGUCUGCUUAGGUGUCUAGCAUCUGUUGCUAGGGCAGGGAGUGCAGGAGACGGAACUGGCGAUCGAUUGUCAAGACCAGCUAUAGCAACACUGGCAGAAAUAUGUGUGCUGAAUCCAGAUUUAUUCAUAUCCUGUGGUGGAGUGACUGCGGUUACAAGACAGUUGGCUGAAUGUGCCACUCCCAGAAUGGCUGAAGCAUUAUGUGGUGUUCUACUUCACACAUUCAAUGAUCCAAACUCGCGUAAUGCUGCUAGAAUCGAUCUAACUUGCCUGAGCUCACCAUACUGUGAUUUUCACUUCCGACCAGCUGGUACCGAUAGUAGCAGAGAUGAGCGUGAGAUGCGUUUUACGUGUAGUCGUCUCGCGCUGUUGUGUGUGUUGCGCAGCUGGCCCGGCCUGCUGCACUUCUGUCAUCCGCAGGCUCCGGGGGGCUUGAGGGCUCUGGUACACGCGUUAUACCUACCUCGCCUUGAGGUUCGAAAAGCUAUUUUGGAUCUCCUUUACGAGUUGGUUGGUCUACCUCAGCCGGAGUGGACGGACGAAAUAUCCGUAGCUUUAGGUGCUGUUGAUCCGUCCGACUUUCAAGAUUCUUUCCGCCUGAAUGAAGGGUUCGUGGCGGCGGAGGGCAUGUCCAUUCUACCUCACCUCAGCGCCACCGGCCUCGAUAUUAUUGAGGUUCAUCUCGCGCUCCUACUGCAGUGCUUUUUGGAGGCUGGCCUCCUCGACGGUUUGGCGGAAGUGAUAGUGACGAGCGACACGUUCAUAUCGGUGCGGGCGACGGUACUGCUCGGGCAACUGCUGCACCUCGUCAACUCGCUGCUGCCGCCCCCUCUGAGCGCGUUAUCGCCGGCCCUGCCCACUUUGUUGGGUGUGGCCGCAGCGGGCAAACCCGCCGCCCUCGCUGCAGUGGCGGCUCUACACCGACUCAACGCGACUAUGGAGGCGCGUCCGGCAGCUAACAGCCUAUUCCUCGACCACGUGAUACAAUACUGCAGUGGUGUGUUCGUGACCAGAGAUAACACGUCCAAAAGUAGAAAAGAAAGAGACAACGCUAGUGUCGCUAGUCCGAAAACAGAUGUGCUUUACAAGGAUAACAGUAUUGAGUUUUUGAACGAAUCGGAUGGGGAAUAUGAGCCUAAGCAGAGGCACAGUGUAGGCUCGAGAGCAGAUUUAGCGUCUAGAAACGUCAGUGCCCUCGUUAAGAGCAGAAGCGUCAGUUCUCGUACUAGUGCAGCCGUCAGAAAAGUGACGAAGACGAAAUUCUUCAACUUGUUCGAACGUGAAAGUGACACUCUACUCAAGUCCUCCCUAGUGAUGCAGAACAAAGAUGGCAAUACGUGGAAUUGGGAAAUCAUUCGGACAAUAUUAAAGGAAACAGACAGCGCGCCCCUCCUAGACCUCAACGACAGCGGUCACCGCGCGUGGGCGGCUCGCAUCAUGAACUAUCUACGGCCGUCCGCCAACAAGUACUCCCAUACCGACCUGUCGAGCUCCGGGCACGGGCACGCUGCCACGCGCGCCGGCUGCCAGCUUAUACGGCAUUUGCUGAGGCAUAAUGACUUGGACUCUCAGAAGCUGUUAGAGGACUUCUUUAACGACGUGAGCCGUCAGAUAGAGGCUAUAGAGACGGGGCGCAAGGCGCACGAGUGCCUGUUCAGCCCGCAGCACAUGUGCACCACCAUGUGCCAGAUGUACUUCCUAUUCGUGGGGCAGCUGUGCCACUCAUACACCGGCCUGCGGAUGUUUAAAUCGACGAGGCUUUAUGAGAACCUCUUAGAACUAUCAACCAAAACUCAUCAUAGCUGUUACGUUAAGUUAGUUAUAUCAAGUCUAGAUUAUACGUUAGAUGCCUGCCCCCGUGAUAUUCUUGCCAAAACGAUGACGUGCAAUAUUCAAGCAUCCAGACUGUAUGCUACUCAGUUCCUAAACGUCCUCCUGCGAGCUUCUAGAAAGAGCAUCGAACUCAUCCGUAAGAAGUCCAAGUUAAAGAAGAACUUUGAACCUUGGAGACAGCGGGAUAUGGGUGAAAAUUCCGUGGACAUGGACACGUGGCUGCUGCAGAUGUUGAUCGUUCAAAUAAAAGACGAAUCUAAGGCGGUUGUGAAGUGUGCUCUGACGAUUUUGGAGGAGGCGUUCAGUGUACCAGUAUUAUUUGAUAAGCUGAUGACGAUGCGUGACACGUUGGGUCAGAACUGUCGGUUAGAUCGGUCCAUGGAGCCGUCUAACAUUGACUGGUCGGUUGCGGGUGACAGAGGCUACCUUCUGUGGCUGACGUUGGAAAUAACCGCCGCUAUACAAUCGACGGACGCCGCUUCAUCUACGUUUGUGAAGAAACACCUGGAGUUUUGGAACAAGUUUUAUAAUUAUAGAUACGUGCGCUUAGUCGAUGCGGCGUUGCACGAAGCGCUAGCGGCCGGGGCGGGUGGGCGACGCUCGCGGGCGCGACGCUCCGCCCGUCCCCCCGCCCAUCUCCACGCCGCGCUCGCCGCCGCCAUGCCACCGUCACAACCGUCACAGCCCGCGUCGCAGACGGCGUCACACUCGUCACAGUCGGCGUCACACUCGUCACACCUGUCGCACACGCCCGCGUCACACGCACCCGUGCCGCGCGCGCGACUACAUCUGAUGACUGCGCUACCUCCGCACUACAAGGUGUUACAAAAGAAGAAGUGUUCUACUGAACAAGAGAUAGCGAAUCUCAAGGCUUCACUGUGGGCCAUAGGCAGUACAGCGGUGACACCACAGGGCCUACAGUUACUUAUGACGCUGAGCAACGGUUUUCUAGAAGAUUCUGCGCCGGUCCACAUAGUGAGGCUGGUCAAAUACUGCCCGGUGUACUCCGUGCGAGCGACGGCUUUCUACGUGUUAGGUCUAAUAGGCAGUACCUACGAUGGAGCCAACUUGUUGGCUGAGCUUGGUUGGCUGUGCGUCCGACAUACACGACACGAGCAAUUCCCCGUGAUACCGGACGAGAACUACACCCAAGUGAUGGACCCUACCGACACCGCUCACUACUACAUCACCUCACCCGACCGUCGGUACAACGCCUUCGACAUCGACCUCAGCGAGCAAUCCGACCACACAGAUCAGAGUACCGCGGAAAGUUUACACUCCGAGAGCACGAAACUAAACAAGACUAUCGGACCGAUAUCGUUGGAGAUCGAAAACCAAGAUGUCGUCGAUCAUAAGUUGGGUCUGCGCGAGCCGAGUCGCAAAUCUCAUACGCUGCCGACGCAGGGUUGCUCUACGUCCCAAGAGAGGUCUUUAACUGAGUCACGGACGGUUGAUAUCUUACGAGAUGUGACCAGCUACGACCGGUCUGGGCAUAGAAUGAACUUAGAGAAUAGGCUCCUGCCUGUCAGAAUGAAUUCGCUAGAACAUGCGCAUGAGGGUAGAGUGAGGAAUACCAGUGAGUCGAGCACUAGCGGUGUCAGCAGUUGCGACUCCUUCGUUGGGAAAUAUGCUAUACCGGAUCGUGUGCUGACUCUGAGCCCUAUACCGAGCUCGUCGAGUCUGUACGGCAUGAAGGCGAGCGCUAGCACGCACCGACAACGGCUCGAGUCGCACCGACGGACUUCCACGUCAAGUUUUAAUCCGGAGGUGGCCAGCUCGCCGCCCGCAACGCUCGAUAUGAGCGGCUACGCGACGCUGCACUCAUUCAACAAACAUAGGAGGCCUCAUCUAUCGGAGAGUGCGGCGACAGAAGAUGACCUGAGCUGGCUGCUGACGGACACCAACUCGCGCGCCAAGCCCUUUCUCUCCCUGAGGGAUAGGUCCAAGUCCACGAGGGAACGAAUGGCCAAAAUGAGCCUGUUCGAGUACGACUGGCAGCAGGUUCGCUGCGAGGCGGGCAGUACCGAGUUGCCGCCCCCCGCACCCGCGCCGCCUGCGAUGCUGCCCACCACGCACUACGUCGGCGUCUGCCUGCCCAGGGACCUCAUGGAUUUGUUCCCCAGGGAAGAAGAUGUGAAGCCAAAUGACACUAAAGACUCCACAUUAGUUCAAACUCGAGUUCCUUCCUUUUUAGCUGACUCCAUAGUUAUAAGUGAUAGUAAAUCUCAGAACCCAGCCGUCACUACGUCGGCCAUUAUAAACAUCUCGAAAACCGACCACGGCAUGACAAGGAUAAUAGAAACUAAGGUGGAGCUGCCGACGCAUAUCGAGAAAGAAUCGGACGAGCUCGCGAGUUUGACGAAGGUGACGGAAGAUUUGAGGAUAGAGGAAAAGAAAGAGAAGGAUGAUGAUGUUAGGCUGAGAAGUGAGGAUGUGGCGGAGAUAAGCGACGGCAGUAGGUCGGUGGGCGGGGCCACGUUUACGCACUCCCCGUCCACGUGUCUUGCGUGCGUGCGUGCGCGCCCGCCGUCUGCGCACGAGUUGCGGCAGGCGUUCUUGUCAGGCUCGAGCGGUGUAUCGAGGGAGACCAGUGCAAUCCACUCUCAACUUUUGAAUCACGUGCUUUUUAUGGCCAACCCGAUUCAUCUGCGACAGACGCGGUCCGCGCUGCUGUCGCUGAAGCAGCUUCAUCCGGACGCGUUCCACAGCGCGUGCGUGUACAGCGACGUGUGCGCGCUGCUCGCCCGCGGCACGUAUAUGCUGUGCGCGCGACGCUUCCUCCAGGAGCUGUUCUUGGACACCGCGUUCGAGUGUUUCGCCGGCGAGCCCGCGGCCGUGCUCGCUCGCCACGCCACACCCCGCGGCUCUCGCGCGCCGCUAUCGCCCCUCCCACCCACCGUCGAGGCCACGUAGAUAUGCCGGUACAUUUAAAUAUAACGCCCUACUAAAAUAGUUACACAAUGGAUGCGCUCUACCAGUGCCGGCUUGAGACACGUUUUAGGAUAGAGUGUGCUGGUUAUGACGCCCUCGCUCCUCAAGUGGGUAAUAAAUUCCUGGCUACUGAGGUGCCCUUUGGGAGUUGGUGUCUUGAGUGGCUGCUUAGUUCGCCCUAUAGUAGGGUCGGCCCUGCGCUUUACUAUCUUGUUUAUCUCUAGUGCCCGUUUGUUUUAGAUUUUUAACAGUAUCUAUCCAAUAGCUUUUUUAAUCGGUUAAUGUUUCGAUGAUUACUAAUCAACAUUGCUAGUAAAUAUAAAAAAUACUGUCAAAAAAUCUAAGACGCUUGAUAGACAAGGACAUUGUAUAGCGUAUCCGUUGUGUGAAUUUUUUUAGUAAGUAUGGAUAAUGUAUAGGUGCGCUAGGGCAGCAAAUUGAAUGCCGUAAUAGCGUCAUAUUUUCGAUGGAUACAUAGUGUUUGUUUGGGUUAUGUAUACUAAGUUCUGCGUAUCCUACAAAUGUAUAGUCUCCUAUCAACAUCAUUUUAUAUUUAGAUCUACUUCGCACCUCAGUCCGAGUUUUUAGCGAAGUUGCGUGGGAGUAUAAUAAAGUUAAAAAUAGUUUAUAGGGUUUGA